AUGGGUGACUGGAGCUUCCUGGGAGAGUUCCUGGAAGAAGUACACAAGCACUCCACGGUGAUCGGCAAGGUCUGGCUCACUGUCCUCUUCAUCUUCCGCAUGCUUGUGCUGGGUACAGCUGCUGAGUCUUCCUGGGGGGAUGAGCAGGCUGAUUUCCAGUGUGACACGAUGCAGCCAGGUUGUGAGAACGUCUGCUACGACCAAGCCUUCCCCAUCUCCCACAUUCGCUACUGGGUGCUGCAGAUCAUCUUUGUCUCCACACCGUCUCUGGUGUACAUGGGCCAUGCCAUGCACAUGGUGCGCAUGCAGGAGAAGCGGAAGUUAAGGGAGGCCGAGAGGGCCAAAGAGGUCCAGGGUGCUGGCUCUUAUGAGUACCCCGUGGCUGAGAAGACAGAGCUGUCCUGCUGGGAAGAAGUGAACGGAAAGAUUGUCCUCCAGGGAACUCUGCUCAACACCUACGUCUGCAGCAUCCUGAUCCGCACCACCAUGGAAGUGGCCUUCAUUGUGGGCCAGUACCUCCUCUACGGGAUCUUCCUAGACACACUCCACGUCUGCCGCAGGAGUCCCUGCCCCCACCCCGUCAACUGUUACGUAUCCCGGCCCACGGAAAAGAAUGUCUUCAUUGUCUUUAUGUUGGCUGUGGCCGGACUGUCUCUCUUCCUCAGCUUGGCUGAACUCUACCACCUGGGCUGGAAGAAGAUCAGACAGCGGUUUGUCAAAUCACAGCACAGUAUGACCAAGUCUCAGCUUCCUGGCCCUUCAGCAGGCAUGGCCCAGAGCUGCACACCACCCCCUGACUUCAAUCAGUGCCUGGAGAAUGGCCCCGGAGGGAAGUUUUUCAACCCUUUCAGUAACAAGAUGGCUUCCCAGCAGAACACAGACAACUUGGCCACUGAGCAAGUGCGAGGACAGGAGGAGAUUCCGGGGGAGGGUUUCAUCCACAUCAGUUAUGCCCAGAGCCCGGAGGUGCCCAAUGGAGUCUCCCCAGGUCACCGCCUCCCCCAUGGCUACCAUAGUGACAAGCGCCGCCUCAGCAAGGCCAGUAGCAAGGCCAGAUCAGAUGACCUCUCAGUGUGA
Molecule: messenger RNA, 1077 nt
Organism: Orycteropus afer afer
Lineage: Eukaryota; Metazoa; Chordata; Mammalia; Tubulidentata; Orycteropodidae
Gene: GJA5
Product: gap junction protein alpha 5
Exons: 1
Coding region: 1-1077 (358 amino acids)
Biological process (GO): cell communication
Cellular component (GO): connexin complex
Source: RefSeq, a predicted model, not a curated record